Molecule: messenger RNA, 660 nt
Organism: Coffea eugenioides
Lineage: Eukaryota; Viridiplantae; Streptophyta; Magnoliopsida; Gentianales; Rubiaceae
Product: transcription factor bHLH162-like
Exons: 3
Coding region: 1-660 (219 amino acids)
Biological process (GO): regulation of transcription by RNA polymerase II
Cellular component (GO): RNA polymerase II transcription regulator complex
Molecular function (GO): protein dimerization activity; RNA polymerase II transcription regulatory region sequence-specific DNA binding; DNA-binding transcription factor activity, RNA polymerase II-specific
Source: RefSeq, a predicted model, not a curated record
AUGAAGAGGCUUCAUGCUUCAGCUUCAAACACCAAAACGGGAAAAAAAAUUUCUGAGAAAAAUAGAAGAGAUCAGAUGAAGAGUCUCUGUGCUGAGCUUUACCGUCUUCUUCCAAAUGACAUCUCCACGGGAUUUUGCCCGCUGCCUGAUAAAUUAGGCGAGGCAAUAAAUCAUAUCAAGAGCAUGGAGAAGAAGCUGGAGAAUUACAAGGAGUGGAAGCAGAAAUUGCUGUUUGGUAAAAGACCAUGUUCAUCCACUUCAAGUGAAUCUAACAACAGCUCAAAGUUAACUAAUGUUGAAGUUCAAGAAAUAGGACCUGAUGCGACUGUGAUUUUGAUAAGCGGGAUGGAAGAACAAGCUUCGUUUUAUGGCAUUAUUCCCCGGCUUCAUGAAGAAGGAUUUGAGGUUGUCAAUGCUAACUUUUCCAACAAUGGGACCUCGAUGCUUCAAGUAGUUCAUCAGAAGGUUGGAGCAUCAACAUCUGGCAGUGAAACUACAGCAGUUUCCAAGAGGUUAAAAGAACUGAUCCAUGGCUAUUCACAGGGCGAAGUUGAAUCGAAUCUGGACUUGUGGGACUUCGGAAUCGAACCUGAUCUCCUAACUUCGGACUUCCUUGGCCCUUUUACAACAGACAACUUUUGUCUUCUGCAGCAGCAUUGA